Leptomonas pyrrhocoris is the source of this 1645-nucleotide messenger RNA. Its product is annotated as putative mitochondrial lipoate-protein ligase-like protein. Gene Ontology annotation, biological process: protein lipoylation. Lineage: Eukaryota; Euglenozoa; Kinetoplastea; Trypanosomatida; Trypanosomatidae. Gene Ontology annotation, molecular function: lipoate-protein ligase activity; lipoyltransferase activity. The coding region runs from base 122 to 1645 and encodes 507 amino acids. Gene Ontology annotation, cellular component: cytoplasm. The record is from RefSeq and is a predicted model, not a curated record. The transcript has a single exon.
GAAGACCGGUGCUGCGCCGCAUGGCUGUCGUCUCAGCCACGCGUGGUAUUCCUCCUUCCUCCCUCCUCUCCUCCCGACUCAUACGGAUAUACGCAAAAUCAAGGAGUUGCGGUUGGGAAGUAUGUGGCGGACGCAGCUGAGGCGCCAUCGAGUGGUGCCCACCUCUCUUUCCGCCUUCCUGCAGGCAAACUCGACCCUUCAGAAGGAUGCGUCCGCGGCUCUGCACCGCAGCACCGCCCUCGUCGUCGCCGACACCAACAGCAGGUCGAUUUAUGAAAACUUAGUCGCCGAGGAGGCUCUCAUUCGUGCACUCUCGCUUGACGAGACCCAAUGCCUGCUCCUCUACUACGUGAAUCGACCCUGCGUUGUGGUGGGGCGUAAUCAAAACAUUUUUCAAGAGGUGGCGCUGCGGCGCACGGCGUCGGACGGCGUGGACGUGGCGCGGCGUGCGUCGGGUGGAGGUGCCGUCUUCCACGACGAACACAACCUCUGCUUUUCCUUCCUCACGCACCGCUCCCGCUACGCACCGGAGAAGACGAUCCAAAUCGUGCGAUUAGGCCUCUGUGCGAUGUACGGCGUUGACCCGGCGAGGAUCACGACCACCCACCGCCACGAUCUUUUCCUGGAUGGAAAGAAGAUCACCGGCUCUGCGAUGCGAGUCCAGCGGGACAUCGCGUACCACCACUGCACCCUGCUGGUCAACACCCCACACGCGCUGCUGGGCCGGUAUUUGCACCCGGAGGGAGACUACGCCGACUUCCGCACUUCCUCCGUCGGCUCCGUGCGCAGCCCCGUCACGACGCUCACGGAGUCGGGCUGCGUGCCGGCGGUGCCGACGGCUGUGGAUGCGAUGAAAGCCGACAUGACAGCCUUUUUCCUCUCACAAGGGCGUCGCGUGCUGGAGGCGGCAUCGCCGUGGGAGUUGGACAUCGCAGAGCUGCGCUGCGACUUUGCGGCGACUCGCAAGACGUACGCGUCGAGCCCGCUUCACGCCCUCGAUGUGUGUGCAGCCGUGGCGGAGGAUAUGUCUUUCGUCGAAGGCGAGGGCCGCCGCUACGCGCGCGGGGAUGCCGUGACGUUCGCUGAGGCGGUGCGGAAGGCGAAGUCGAAGGCGUGGGCCUACGCCAUGCCGACCUUCACGUCGACUGUGCUGGUUACCCAAGAGGAGUUUCAGCGCUGCCUCAGCGGCCUCCCUGCAUGGAAAGAUGCGGUGCGGCGGUCCUCGUUAACAGCAGAGGAGUUGCUGGAUCUGCUUUCCCAGUCGCUCUUCACGGAGAGGGAGUCGGUGCUGCAGCUGCACACGACGGUCGAUCAUCGCAGCAUUACUCGCUUUGAGGCGACCAGCGCGGGCGGUGAAGCCGUCUCCGCCGCGACGGCUGUGGCGGUGCCUGUGGAGUGGUUGAGUCGCUUCUUCGCCACGCUGCUCGUGGGCAGCACGUGCGACGCGCCGGUGGACGGCGUGGAGGCGGCCGGGGACGCGUCCGUGCUGGUGGGGGGCUUCCUGCACGAGGCGGGCGCUGCCGCCCCCGCUCUUCCCGAUUCGGUCCGCGAUGCCUCUGUUCUGAUGGUGAUCCAGACGGUGCUGUCGAUCUGGAGGAGAAAGAAUGUUUUCGACGUUGACAGAGGCGCGGGGGAGCGGAGGUGA